AUGAGUUUUGCCAAACGUCGACAAGACCACAAGAAUUCCUUUAAUAAGAGGCAAAAGAGGCGUUCAUCAUCCAAUAUGGUAGAUUUGCCUGAAGAUGUAGUGAUACUGAAACCAAAGCAUUUCCCAUGGUUACAAAAAUGUGCACAGGUCACCAGUCGAAGUACCGAAAUGGGGACACCGGUUACAGCUUUACGUGAAAUUGCUUCAUUGCAAGAAUUACGACACCCCAAUAUUGUUCGGCUUUUGGAAGUAGUUAUCGGGUCAAAAGUUGAAGAUAUUUCGUUAGUCCUGGAAUUUGUCGAACAUGACUUAAAUCGGUUACUUAAAAAAAGAAAAGCAGCAAAUAGUACUUUUUUGCCAUCGGAGGUCAAAAUGCUUAUGAAACAUAUUUUGGGAGCUUUGGAUGCUAUACAUAGUCACUGGAUUAUGCACAGAGACCUAAAACCAGCGAAUCUAUUAUUUUCAAAUCGCGGGGUCCUCAAGGUUGCUGACUUUGGAUUAGCAAAGAAAUUUGUACCAGUGACCCAGUAUUUUCAAAAAGCACCAGUACGUAGUAGCAGUAGUAGUAGUAGAAUCAGCAACACUCUGCCUUCUAAUGACUUUGGCGAUACGGACAGUAUCUUGGAAUCAAAAAACUUUCAACUGACGCCCACUGUAGUCACAUUAUGGUAUCGAGCCUCAGAGAUUCUUGCAGGAUCUUCAGUUUAUGACUGUGCCAUAGACAUGUGGGCUGCGGGUUGUAUUUUUGCAGAAAUCACAGCUCGUGGUAAUGUGUUGUUUGCAGGGACUAAUGAAUUAAAUCAACUUCAAUUGAUUUUUGAUCGUCUGGGUUCCCCAAAUAACAAAUCAUGGCCAUGGUUUUUUGAACUCCCCGGGGCACAUAAGCUUUACGAUCGAACCGUAGAUCGGAAUAGCGGAAGCUUGAGUGCAUCUCUCAAAGAAAAUGGUAUUAUUUCAUUCAUGUCUGAAGGGCAUCGAGGCUGUACCAAUAUAAGCAAAGCCGGAUUGGAUCUAAUGUCCCAAAUGCUAGCUAUGGACCCUACUCAGCGCAUUUCAGCAAGCGAGGCACUGCGCCACCAGUACUUUGAGGAAGACCCUCCACCAAAAGACCCAGCCCACUUUCCUACAUUUCCAUCUUAA
Magnusiomyces paraingens is the source of this 1140-nucleotide messenger RNA. RefSeq lists its product as uncharacterized. The transcript has 3 exons. The record is from RefSeq and is a predicted model, not a curated record. Gene Ontology annotation, biological process: protein phosphorylation; regulation of mitotic cell cycle. Bases 1 to 1140 code for a protein of 379 amino acids. NCBI's taxonomy places the organism in Eukaryota, Fungi, Ascomycota, Dipodascomycetes, Dipodascales, Dipodascaceae. Gene Ontology annotation, molecular function: cyclin-dependent protein serine/threonine kinase activity; ATP binding. Gene Ontology annotation, cellular component: nucleus.